Molecule: messenger RNA, 4147 nt
Organism: Scleropages formosus (Asian bonytongue)
Lineage: Eukaryota; Metazoa; Chordata; Actinopteri; Osteoglossiformes; Osteoglossidae
Product: ephrin type-A receptor 2-like
Exons: 17
Coding region: 111-3038 (975 amino acids)
Biological process (GO): ephrin receptor signaling pathway; axon guidance; protein phosphorylation
Cellular component (GO): dendrite; plasma membrane
Molecular function (GO): ATP binding; transmembrane-ephrin receptor activity; protein binding
Source: RefSeq, a predicted model, not a curated record
AUGAGAGCCGCGCGCGCCCCGGGGACUUCGCGGGAGAGCAGCGCGCGUUCGGCUCGCGCGGCACCACAGACUGCGUGACGAGGCACAAGUUCCACUCGCUGUCCGCACAAAUGGCUUCCCGCUGGACUAAGCGCUAUUUAUUUUCAUUUCUAUUUAUUAACCAUAUAUUUCUCAGUCUUCAGACGAAACAAGAAGUGCUGCUGGACAUGAAGGCAUUAGGAGCAGACCUGGGCUGGCUGACGUCUCCCAGUGAGCUAGGGUGGGAGGUUGUCCAGACAGUGGUCAAUGGGUCCAUGUUCUACACAUACUCUGUAUGCAAUGUGGUGGAGGGUGAGCAGGACAACUGGCUACGCACCACCUUCAUCCAGCGGCAACCGAAAGCCACCCGUGUCUUUGUGGAGCUGCACUUCAUUGUUCGAGACUGCAACUCCUUUGGCAGUGCCUCGCUUUCCUGCAAAGAGACCUUCAACAUGUACAUGGCUGAGGCAGACGCUGAUGUAGGCACCAGCUUCCGCAAGAGCCUUUUCCGGAAGGUGGCUACUGUGGCACCUGACGAGAUCACCAGCCGAGGAGAUCUGCAGGUCAACGUGGAGACACGCGCUGUCGGCCCGCUUUCACACAAGGGGUUCUACCUGGCCUUCCAGGACUUGGGUGCCUGUGUGGCACUACUGUCCGUCAGGGUCUACUACAAAACCUGCAGGGCCACGGUGAAGAGCCUGGCCACUUUCCCUGAGACAGUGGCUGGAGGAGAGAGCCUGACCCAGGUGACUGGAGUGUGUGUGGAGAAUGCUGCAAGCCAGGACCCCCCACGCAUCUAUUGCACAGCCGAUGGGGAGUGGGUGGUGCCUGUGGUACAAUGCCAGUGCCUGCCUGGGUACGAAGCCACUGGAGAGUCCUGCCAAGCCUGUCAACCUGGUUUCUUUAAGGCAUCAGGAUCUGGCGAGACGUGUGAGCCAUGUCCACAAAAUUCGGACUCGUCACAGUUGGGAGCCUUCUACUGCUCCUGCCAGGAGGGCUUUUUUCGGCCCCCCCAAGAUCCAGAGACCUCAGCCUGCACUGCACCCCCCUCGGCCCCUCGUAACCUGGAGGCCGUCACCACCCGAUCAGAAGUGGGGAAGAUGGAGCUGUCAUGGAGCCCACCAAUGGACACGGGUGGCCGGGAUGACCUGGUGUACAGUGUGAUGUGCGAGCGUUGUGAACGGGGCACAUGCCAGCCCUGUGGAGAGCGAGUUCGCUUUGAGCCAGGCCCAACUGGCCUCAGGGAGCCUCGCGUAACAGUGAUGGAACUGGAGCCCCACCUCAACUACACCUUCACAGUGGAGGUGCGCAACGGCGUGUCGCAAUUCAGCAGCGAGAAGGCCGCCACCAGCCUCACCACGGCGCUGUGCUACACAGAACCGCCAAAAGUGCGCCUUGAUGGGCAGGGCACCACCAGCCUGUCACUGUCCUUGGCCGUGUCGCGAAGAGCCCAGCCUCAUACCACCCACCGCUAUGAGCUCAUGUACUGCAAAAAGGAUGAUGCCAAUGAGAAUGCCAUCACCACAUACACAGUGCUGGUCCUGGAGAAAAGCUCAGUCCAGAUCAGUGACCUGGCACCGGGAACAGUGUAUGUGUUUCGAGUUCGAGCCUUGAGCCCAGAGGGAAACCCAUUAGGUUACAGCACAGAGCAUGAGUUUGCCACACUGCCUGAAGCAGCGACCCAGGACCACACGACACUGAUCUCAGGGGCCGUUGUGGGUGGUGCAGUCAUGCUGCUGGUGGUCGUAGCUGUGCUACUGCUCCACAGGAGAAGGAGGAAUCCCCAUAGCAGGCAAGGGCCAGAGGACACAUACUUCUCUAAUUCUGACCAGCUGAAGCCCCUAAAAACCUAUGUGGACCCCCACACCUAUGAGGACCCCAAUAUUGCUGUUCUUAAAUUUGCAUCCGAGAUCCACCCAAACCACAUCGCCAAACAGAAAGUCAUUGGGGCUGGUGAAUUUGGAGAGGUAUAUCGUGGGUUGCUGAAGGUGCCAGGCCGGAAGGAGACGGCAGUAGCCAUCAAAACCUUGAAACCGGGCUACACAGAGAAGCAACGGCGAGAGUUCCUGAGCGAGGCCAGCAUCAUGGGCCAGUUCUCCCACCAGAACAUCAUCCGCUUGGAGGGUGUGGUCACCAAGUAUAAACACGCUAUGAUUGUAACUGAAUACAUGGAAAAUGGUGCUCUGGACAGCUACCUCAGGGACCAUGAUGGGGAGCUGUCCUCCUAUCAGCUGGUGGGCAUGUUGCGAGGCAUUGCAGCAGGAAUGAAGUACCUGUCUGAAAUGAACUAUGUGCAUCGCGACUUGGCUGCACGCAACAUUCUCGUCAACGGCAACCUGGAGUGCAAGGUGUCCGACUUUGGGCUGUCGCGUGUAUUGGAGGAUGACCCCGAGGGCACUUACACCACCAGCGGUGGAAAGAUCCCCAUUCGCUGGACUGCCCCAGAGGCCAUUGCUUACAGGAAGUUCACUUCAGCCAGCGACGUGUGGAGCUUUGGCAUUGUUAUGUGGGAGGUCAUGGCCUUCGGCGAGCGGCCAUACUGGGACAUGAGCAACCAUGAGGUGAUGAAGGCCAUCAAUGAAGAAUUCCGGCUGCCCGCACCCAUGGACUGCCCUUCAGCUGUAUACCAGCUGAUGCUGCAGUGCUGGCUGCAGGACCGCUCCAAAAGGCCACGCUUCCCCGACAUCGUCAGCCUGCUGGAUAAGCUACUUAGAAGCCCAGAGUCUCUCAAGACCAUCGCCGAUUUCGACCCCCGUGUGUCCAUCCGCCUGCCCAGCACCAGUGGUUCCGACGGCUCCCCCUUCAGGUCGGUCUCAGAGUGGCUAGAGUCCAUCAAGAUGAGCCAGUACAGAGAGAACUUCACAUGUGCUGGAAUCACCACGAUGGAGCAGGUGCUACAGAUGAAGAAUGAGGACAUCCGGAAUAUCGGCGUGCGGCUGCCGGGCCACCUGAAGAGGAUUGCCUACAGCAUCCUAGGCAUGAAGGACCAGUGCAGUUCACUCAGUGUCUUUUCGGUGUGAACCUGUUGGAGCCCAUCCAGGACCAUACCGCAGACUGACUGAACUGAAAGCUGGCCAUGAGGACGAGGUAGACCUGCGGGUAGUUGUGGACUGGGCAGAACUACACCUUGACUGAAAGAACCCAUCGGCCAGCCAAAAACAAACUCUCGACUUGUUAGACCUCAAGCUCUCUUGGUACCGAAUAAGAAGUCGAGACUUGUGGAAAAAAAGAAAAAAGACAUUUUGUUUCACUUGCAUAUAUUUAGUUGUACAGCUGGUUACAUAUGCAUUUUUGCUUUCAUUAUAAGACCAAUGUAAAGUGUGUGUUUGUUUUUACAUGUCAUGAACAUAAAAAGAUAUGGCAAUAGAGCUAUAAUUUCUUGGGGUUGGAUAGAAGAGCCCAAUCUAACCAAACUGGCAGGGAAUGUCAUCUCCUUGCUUAUGUGCACUAGACUGCUGUUCCCUAGUGCUUCUGGUGUUUAAAAGUGCUGAACUGAAGUUCAGAGGUCAAUGGCAACAUUUCAAAUACAAGCCCAUGUACUGUAUGGUUCAAAGUUCAGCCAUUUGACUCGGCGCUCCGGGAGGAACCUGGCCUCGGAUCAAGCUCUUCCCUGAAGUCUGAGGUCUGCGUCCUCCCCCAUAGCAUGGGUUCUUGCCCAAGGCCUAGGUUUUUCUGUCAGGGGGAUAUUAGAGAGAAUCUAGUGUGUGAAAAAAGAUUUGAAAAGAAAGGCAAGGCUCCACCCAUCCCCCAAGCACUUAAAUCCACUAAGUUUGAGACAUUGAGUAGUGAACUCUUUGGAAUGGACUUGAAGUAUUCUUUCAGAAGUAUAAAAACUGAUCUCUUUUUUUUUCUUUUAGUUUAUAUGUUUCUGAAUUCUUUUUAUUGCUUACCUCCUUCAGAACAAAGCAAAUUAAAUUUUGUGAGUCUCUCUAUAUUUCCUAAAGCAACACGUUCCAUAUAUACUGCUAUGUAUCUACCGCACAGUAGUAUUUAUGAUUAAACAUACUUCUGGAUGGAUGUCGUGGUAUCAAAAUCUAGCAAUCCUUCCUUUAAGUCUUAAAUUGGCAAUUUCCUAAACAUUAUUUAAUAUUUAUUUCUGCUUUUUAUUUAUUACUGUUAUAAAAUGCAA